Molecule: messenger RNA, 1275 nt
Organism: Pediculus humanus corporis (human body louse)
Lineage: Eukaryota; Metazoa; Arthropoda; Insecta; Psocodea; Pediculidae
Product: RNA-binding protein cabeza, putative
Exons: 6
Coding region: 1-1275 (424 amino acids)
Biological process (GO): regulation of DNA-templated transcription
Cellular component (GO): nucleus
Molecular function (GO): RNA binding; transcription coregulator activity
Source: RefSeq, a predicted model, not a curated record
AUGGGCGAUUCUCAGUACGGCUAUACUGGUGUUGGAGGUGGUGGAGGAGGCGGAGGGUACGGCAAUGCUCAAGGUUACGGUCAACCACAAGCCGGUCAAUGGGGAGGUAAUCAGGGUUAUGGCGGCGGCCCCGGCAUGCAAGGCGCUGGAGGAUUCGGUCAGCAACAAGGUUACGGCCAAGGAGGUGGCGGCGGCGGUGGAGGCUACGACCAAUCCGGCGGAAAUUAUAAUUCCGGCGGUGGCCGAGGCAAUUACGGUCCUCAAGGAGCUAAUAAUUACGGUGGUGGAAUGGGAGGAGGAUCAGGCAAUAGUUACGGUGGUGGUGGUGGAGGAGGUGGAGGCUAUGGUGGAGCUGGUGGUUAUCCCGGUGGUGGCGGCGGAUAUGGAGGUGGAGGAGGAUUCGGUGGAAAUACCGGCAAUAGCGGAGGCUACGGCGGCUCUGGAGGUUAUGGCGGUGGCGGAGGCGGUUACGGAGGAGGAAGUGGGAGCGGAGGAGGAGGAGGAGGUGGGGGAGGUUAUGGGGGAGACUUGAUUGAACAGGUCGACACGGUUUUCAUUUCCGGUAUGCCCCCCCACGUGACCGAACUUGAAAUCGAACAGCAUUUCGGAGCCAUCGGAUUGAUAAAAAAAGACAAGAAAACAAUGAAACCCAGGAUUUGGAUAUACAAUGAUAAAGUCACUGGAAAAUCCAAAGGAGAAGCCACGGUUACCUACGAUGAUCCGAAUGCGGCGAGGUCUUCGAUCGAUUGGUUUAACGGAAAAGAUUUUAAGGGUGCUAUUAUCAAAGUUCAAAUGGCUACUCAAAAGUACAAUUUCGGAUCAGGACGAGGAAGAGGUAGAGGUGGACCAAUGGGUGGCGGUGGAGGUGGUGGUGGUGGUGGUGGUGGAGGUCGAGGAGGAGGAGGUGGCGGCGGAGGCGGUGGUGGAGGCGGAGGAGGUGGCGGUGGCGGUGGUAAAGGAGGAUUCGGAAGAGACGGAGAUUGGAAAUGCACGAAUAUAAGUUGCAGUAAUACUAAUUUUUCAUGGAGGCAACUCUGUAAUAGAUGUGGUGAAAAUAAACCAAACGGUCCAGGCGGCGGUGGGGAUGGUGGUCCCGGAGGAAGAGGAGGUUUCGGGGGACGACCCGGAGGCGGGAGAGGAGGACCGGGAGGAGGACGAGGGGGUGGAGAUAGAGGGUUUAGAGGUGGCGGUGGCGGAGGUGGCGAUCGUAGAGGACCUCCUGGACGAGGCGGUAGUUCGGGAAGAGGAAGAGAUCAAAGAAAUCGACCUUAUUAA